AGGAAAUCCACCUCGAUAACCUCCGUAGCUCGGCCCGCUCGACGCCUCGAGGCGACCUAGGAAUUCGUAAGGGAGCAUCCGUAAGUGAGCGGAGCAGAUUUGUGUCAACACACAUGCUGUCCGUCGCCGCUAGCGCGGCCGGCGCGCUCGCACUCUCGCUGCCGACCUUCGUCGUGCUGCUCCGUGCGAUGGAGCGGUCGGUCGGCCUCGCGCCGCCGAUCCCGUCGCAGCUCGCCGGUGAGUCGGCCGAGGCCUGCGCGCUGUUUCGCCAUCUUCCGGCGCUGCGCCUGCGGCUGGCAUGGCGGUCGCUCGGCGCGGUGCGCACGCCGGUCCACUCCUGCGGCUUGAACGGCCGCUCCUUUCUGGUCAAGCGCGAGGACCUCGCCUCGCCCGCGUAUGGCGGGAACAAGGUUCGCACGCUGCAGCACACCCUCGCCGUGCUCGAGGCGCGGCGCGCGCGCGCGGUGGCAGAGGGCGGCGCCGCACCGGGCAUGCUCGUCGUCGGCUCCGGCGGGUCGAACCAGGUGGUGGCGACAGCCGUGCACGCGGCGAGGCUGGGCCUGCCUCCGCCCGACGUCGCGUGGCUCUCUCCCGACGAGCCCGACCUGGACAACUCGCUCAACAUGCUCUCUGCGCUCUCGCUCCCGCUGGGAGGCAGAGUCACGGCGUGGGGCGCGAGCGCCUCGGGCACGCUCACGCUCGCCGCCUCGCUCCUCGGCCUGCUACCAAAGCUGGCGCGCGGAGAGGUCGUCUUCCCGAUCGGAGCCAACACCGCGGCGGGCGGGGAGGUAGCCGACCCGGGCCGCGUCUACCUCCCCGUCGGCUCCGCCUGCACGCUCUCCGGCCUCGUCCUCGGCGUCGCUCUCGCCCGCCGCCUCGGCCUGCCCGCCUUCCGCGCGAGCGAGUUCGAGCUCGUCGGAGUGCCGAUCCACCACCUCUUUGCUGCGGCGGAGCGCACCCUGCGCCUCCACACCGCCGCGCCGUUCUCCGCGGUGCCGCUCACGGUGGGGCAUACUGUGAGGGAGGGCGCGGCGGCGCUCGCGCAGCUCGGCGGCCCAGACGUCACCGCCGAGGCGCUGGCCGUGCUGGAGAGCGAGGUGCGCUUCGUCACGCGGCCGGACCUGGUCGGCCUGUACGGCGCGCACUCGGCCGUCUCCAAGGCCGCCGCCGCGGAGUUCGACGCGGGCGCGCGCGUGGCGGACGGGGCGGGAGAGGCUGCCCCCACGCCUUGGAUGUGCGGCCACUUCUGCGCCAAGGCCCUCGCCGCGCUGCUCGAGGAGCUCGACGCGGCGGGCGCGCCCGCGGCGCCCUCGCUGCUGUGGCAGACAAAGUCGCUCGUGCAGCCGCGCGGAGAGCGAGACGAGUGGGCAGCCCUCGCCGCCAUGCCCUCCUCGGUCCGCCGCUGGGCCGCCGAGGGGGAGGCGCAGUCGUCGCUCCGGCCCGGCUGCGUCCCUGCAGAAGGAGCCGCGCCCGACGGGUACCGGCACCUCAUGACGCGCGUCGAGACGAGCCCCAGUAGAACGGGUGACUGAGGUGUUCUCCGACUCCGUUCGGAGAGAUUUUUUGAAAACUCUCUCUUUCCGUUCGGUGUGUCGUCUGUGGAUCUUUAACAGAAGAGUCUCGCAAAAAA
Molecule: messenger RNA, 1630 nt
Organism: Emiliania huxleyi CCMP1516
Lineage: Eukaryota; Haptophyta; Isochrysidales; Noelaerhabdaceae
Exons: 3
Coding region: 114-1532 (472 amino acids)
Source: RefSeq, a predicted model, not a curated record